This is a messenger RNA of Lactuca virosa, 1328 nucleotides long. Lineage: Eukaryota; Viridiplantae; Streptophyta; Magnoliopsida; Asterales; Asteraceae. The record is from the annotation of a GenBank genome assembly.
CCAAGCUUCAUCUUUCUCUACCCAAUCUUAUCUUUCUCAAAAAUUGUGUUUGAAAAUCGAAUAUGGCAGACUACCUCCCAUCUGAACUCAUCGUCAAAAUCCUGUCAAGGUUACCAUCAAAAUCGCUUCUCCGUUGCCGAUCAGUGUGCAAAUCAUGGAAAUCUCUCAUCUCUUCCCCCCAAUUCAUCCAGACUCAUCUUAACAAGUUCAACCAACUAAAUUCUCGCAAUAUUGUCCGUUGCUGUUUGCAGCCAGAGAACAGGGAAGCAUACACUGUCCAUCUCGAUGACCAACAUCUUACUCUCGAUACUCCCAUUGAUUUCCCCUUCUCUCUUACGCGUGAUGAUUAUGAUUACAGAAACCCCUUUUUCACGAUGAUUGGGUGUUGCAACGGCGUUAUCUGCCUUUACAAUGCGACAACCACAAGAAAUGAAAUCCUACUAUGGAAUCCUUCAAUUAGAAGGAAAGUAACCCUAACUCCUCCCGUUCAACCUUAUCGCAACUACAAUCGAGAUCAUAUUUUCGUUUUCGGGUUUGGAUACUGUAACAUAUCUGAUGAUUAUAAGGUUGUUAGACUCGUCUGUGAUGGUAUUACCUUCUCAGAUAGACCCAAGGUUGAGAUUUACACUGUGAAAACUGCAACUUGGAAGACAAUCAUGUUUCCUCAAGAUUCACGUUUCUGCCGUAUCCUCGGUGAUCGUUCACAUGUGUUUUUGAAUGGAUCUGUUCAUUGGUUAGCAGGUGAUCGGGACAUUUCACUUUCCUCAAUCCUUACACUUGACAUAAGUACAGAGCUUUUUGGGGAGAUUCAGUUGCCUGAUUUUCAUGUGAAAUGUCCUUCAAUGCCUGUGACGAUAACUGUUGUUGGAGAUUCUUUGGGUUUGAUUUAUCCAUUCCGACCUCUCUUUGUGUGUUCAAGCACUUACAAGAUAAUGGUUAUGAAGGAGUACAAGAUACCCACGUCAUGGACAUUGAUAUAUGAAGUGCACUUUCCGGAUAUAGAUUUGGGGAGACCUUUGAAAUUGAGACAUAAUGGGGAUUUGAUAACUGCAUCGAGUUCGUGCAAUCUAACAAUUUAUAACCAGGAGGCAGGGUGCUAUUCAGUGGAUGGUUGUUGUAGAAAAGGUGUUAAUUUAUACUCAAUUUCUAUUGAUAGAUAUCAAGAAAGCCUAGCAUUGUUGGAUGUCGGGAGUUACACUCAUAACCAAGAGUAAUUUGCAAACAUAACAUAUAUAUUAAUAUUACCAACUACUUUGUGAUUUGUGGUUAUUUUUGUUCCAAUGAUUGUAGACUUUCAUUAGCAGAUUACAUAUAUCGGUGCUUAGGAA